AGUGCAUGCCUUAUCUCCGGUGCACGGUCCGGCCGUUAUCCCCUUAAUUGCCCUUUUCAGUCCACCAGCACCUGCCGUCCUGCCGUGGCGUCAUGACCCGUCACUGGAUGCGCCUGCUCUUAUCUCCAACCAACCCGGCGGCCCCUACCCAAACCUUGCUGUGUCUUCUGUAAUGUGGCAUGGCAGUGCCUUCCCGCUGGCGUGGCUCAGACAGAGCCAUCAGCGGUUGUGUCUGUGUCGCCUUUCUCGCCUCUCUCCGCAGCGGACAAUACGUCUCAGCUAUGCCCAUCAAACGAGCACAAGACAAGUGAGCACAAGGGCAAUGGCGACUGCGUCUGAUGAGCAGAAAGCCCCCCUGGAGGAGAGGACGGUAGCUGGCUCUUUUCUGUUCAAGAUCCCGAAUGGGGAUGACAAGCAGGCAAAAGUGGCACUGUUCAGACGAAGCAGCAAAGUGCGCACAUACCAGCACAAACUAGCCCCUUGUUCCGGAAGUGUGGAAGAGUCCGACGCGAGCCCGCUUGACGCUGCGCUGCGCGAGAUCCGGGAAGAGACCACUCUUCCGGCUUCGUCGCUGGACUUGUUGCGCGUCGGCAAGCCUUACUCCUUUGUAGACGAGUCGAUUGGCCGUAAAUGGAAUAUCAAUCCCUUCGCGUUCCGUCUUAAAGACGUAGCAGAAGGCGGGAAGGGUGAGGAGGGCAUCACUCUUGAUUGGGAGCACGAAGGCAUCGAGUGGUUUGACCCGUUGCAAGUCAGCGGGUCGGAGGAGUUUGGGGGCGUACCGAGAUUAAUCGAUAGUUUAAGACGAGUAUGGCCUGAGUAUGAUCUGGGUUCGGACGCGGGCCGAAUUUUGACGGAGGGUCUGCAGAGACUACGUGAUGAUCGCGAGCAUGGUGCCAGAGAACUUGCAGGGGUGGCUGUCUUGACUCUCCGAGAUGUAGUUCGACAGAUGUUGCUUUCCCACGCCGUAGAUGAGAGCAGCUGGGCAAAAGUGCGCAUGGCUGCGUGGCAUCUCUGUCAAGCUCGCCCUGCCAUGGGUGCUGCCAUUACGACCGCAAUAUUGAAAGCCUUAGAUGCUAUUAAAGCUGCUUACGUUUCCGAUAUGGUCCCAGCAAACAAGGCCGAACAAGUUAUCCAGGCACUAGAGCAGCAGCUUGCCCAUAGAAAUGCCACAACCGACCGAAUUUGCCAGACUUUCUCCAAAUUCAUACGCGACUUGCUACCACGGGGUGAGAAUCCUGAGUAUACACUCUCUAUCCUCACGCUGUCCUCGAGCUCCACGAUGUCCAGCUGUCUGUCGCACGCUAUAUCGACUGUGAAUAUUAAAUUUGACCUCCGUAUCUUGGAAUCGCGUCCGCUCUUUGAGGGGGUGACGUUCGCUUCCAGAAUAUUGAAGGAUUCAUCACAGCACUCAAAUUUCAAAGUCACGCUCUACUCAGAUGCCUCAGCUGCCCUUGCCGCUGAAAACACCGCUCUUAUUCUUCUCGGAGCCGAUCGCAUUAGCUCGGCUGGUGAUGUGAAUAAUAAAAUCGGCUCAUUCUCAAUGGUGCUGAGCGCUAAUUGUGCCGCUCCAGACGCAUUUGUCGCCGUGCUGAGUGACACGGAAAAGAUAGCAGGUCCAGGUGCCAUGGAGGAACACAGUGCAGAGGAAAACUCACAUGUAGAACUAAGCAGUACCUGGAAAGGGGCUGUCGAAGGCGCUCAGGUUAUCGAAGACGCAUUGUCUCGGGAUGACCCGAGGAUUGCUGUCAAGAACGCCUACUUCGAAUGGGUUCCUGCCGAGUUCGUCGACUUUUAUCUCACUGAGGAAGGUGAUUGGCUCGAGCAGCAGGUUCAGCAGCGGUCGCAGUGGAUUGGGUAUGAGUUCGAUCAGUAUUUUAAUGGAUUAUGAGAAUGGCACGCUCGCUUCAGUGAUCUUGAGAAUUAGCUUAUGUGUGUCCAAGUAUGUAUACUUAGUGCCAGUUUCUGAAAUCGGCUUGUUUGUGUUCAUGUAUUUUUUUCGCGUUGGCUGCAAAUAUCUAGGUAGAAUGAGCGAUGCUUGGCUGGAGUAGUCAUGUCUUGAGAGAGACUAGAGGUAUGCCUCAUGUGCUCUAUAAGGCACCAGUUUACUACUACAACGUGUUGAUAAUUGUCACUUUCCAUAUUCUUGCUUCAUAUUAUGUUAACUACCUAGUCU
Molecule: messenger RNA, 2173 nt
Organism: Xylaria bambusicola
Lineage: Eukaryota; Fungi; Ascomycota; Sordariomycetes; Xylariales; Xylariaceae
Exons: 5
Coding region: 173-1888 (571 amino acids)
Molecular function (GO): S-methyl-5-thioribose-1-phosphate isomerase activity
Source: RefSeq, a predicted model, not a curated record